AUGAAAAUUGAGAAAGCCCUAAACCAGCAGUUCUACAUCAUUAACAGUCUUGGUGCUGCUUUCAUCGGGCCGCUUUACAUUUCUGACAAGCAAUAUCUGUCCAUGGCUGAUGAGAACGGCGACUUGCCUCCGCGGGAAGGGGCUGAGGAGCGGUGCAACAGCCGCAUGCAGCUAGUUUUUAGUAGCAGCUUAGACCAUAGCUGUAUCAUAGGCGGCAGCGAUAACGGUGUCGGCGAUAAUGAAGUACCCAAAAGCCGUAGCUCCAGUUGCAGCACUGUGUGCGCCGAGCCCGCGACCGAGGUCCCCGCUCCUGGGCCAGCAAACGUCCGGAACGGAGGGAACCGUCGCAGGAGUCGUCGCGCAGCCGCUUCUCAAACCGCCAGGACGGCAGCAGCUUGCGCCUCCCCACCCACGCCAGGUUGUGAUAUAGCACAACUUCCCGCCGCAGACGGGCCAAGCCCGGGCACCGAGCCAACGUCUUCGCAUGAUAACGAGUCCAACAGUGCUUCUGUCGACAUAGCCACGGCAACACCGGCCGUCCAAGCCCAGACACAGCGGACCUCCCAGCGCCGCAACAGGGGCUUUGGUGGCAGUGUGGCAUCAGCAGGAGCUGACCAAGAGGUCUUGGUCGACCUGGCAGGCGAGGGCGACCUCAUGCGAGCUACCGCUGCCGUAGCGGCUGCAUUGCUGCCUCCGUCUACUUUGCCGGUUCGCAUCAUCGUUACGCGCCCUCAAAUUAAAGAUGCUGCGGAUAUCUCACGCGACGGCCACACCAAUUGCGGCCGAUCGGCGGCGUCCAAGGCACACCGCGCUGAUGGAGCUGAUGGCAUCGGUGAUAUGGAUGAAGGCGGGGUGGCGGAAGCAGAAGACGGCGUUGGAAGCGGCGGAGGCAAGGGAACUGACGGCGGCUUGAAAUCACCCGGCGUCCCGUUGUCACCAAAUGCCUCGAACAGCAACGAUGCCAACGCUCCACCCCAGAGUCCCUGCGCUUCAGCUGCCCACAUCGCAGAAGUUCAGGAGAGCAUUCUGCAGCAGCAGCAUGCAAAUGCUAAGGCUACGGCGGCGUCAAUGGCAAUGACGUCGAGUGGCGGCACCAGUGAUGCUGCCGCCGGCAAGGGCACAACGACGACGACUGCCACCCGUCGCAGAUUGCUUCGCACGGCUGGGAUGCUGCAAGUCGCCGUACAUCCACGGGAGGAUCUGGGCCACGUGUAUCGGGCGCCAAUGCCAAACCAGGCUAGCGCUGCCACCGGAUCACUAGAGCCACUUGCUUUGGGUGCCAGCCCUGAGAUUUUGCGGAGUGCUGGGCCACCAGCGCCCCCUUGUCACCCCGUCAUAUCUCCAGGCGCGGUGCCACCCCUUUCGCCAGGCACUCCUGGCACCAUCUCAGCGAUAAGCCCCGGAGGCCGUCGUGUUGGUGGUGGUGGCGGCUCGGGCCAUCCGCCACGCUCACCUAAGCCUCCUGGAGUAGAUGGCAGUAGCUGUGGCAGCGGCGUUUGGCGCGGUGGCAAUGUCGCUGGCGGGUCGGCUGCAGGAGGCGUGGAUCGCGCAGCUGCCACCGCCGGGCACACGACGGUGAUGACAGUAUAUGCCAGUGGUUACACGGGAACCAACCCGUCAGGAGUCGUGGCAGCGCAGUCACCUUAUGCUGUCUACCACAGCAUUGCAACGCCUCCGCCUCCGCCACCGCCACCCCGGCGUCCGGUCCUGGGCUCUCCACAGCCGACGGCUGCCGGUGGUGCUGUGUACCUCCGUGAAGGGCGUCUCAGCGGUACCGGUGGCGAAGCCCUUCAGGUGCUGCCGCUGGCCUGCUGUGCAUCGGGAGCAACCACCUCAACCACAAUCACUGCCGAGCUGAACGCGUCAACCUCUGCUACCAUCACGCCACGGCCCCUCUCCACCGUCCUAGACCCAUCGGUUUGGGCUACCCUGCCUCGAGAGUCGACUGAGUUGGGUCUAUCGGCGCUCCGGCUGCUCGUUGCCCAGGCGGCACAGACCAACAACGGUAACCGUGGUGGCGGCAACAUGACUGGCUGGCCAGGCAUGUUAACGGGUGCUACUGCCGACAUGCACACUGCUAGCGACAGCGCCAUGACCAACGACAAGGCGCAUGGCCCCCGGGUUGGCGCCCUUCGCAACACAGGGGAGGCGGUUCGCUGGCCCGAGAGCGUUGCGUCAAUGCUUCAGGGCGUUGCUGUUGUGGCGCCGGCGGAUAGGCUUUCGACGUCAGUCGAUCCGGCGACUGCAACGACACCGACUUCACAUGGCCAUGCCCCCGAGCUUGCAAUGAUGCCUGGACCUGAUAACGCGCUGACAACGAACCCCUUUGCGCAACGGCUACCUCAGAGCCCUAUUGUUGCAACUGCUGCCACCGGUGACCCCACCCUGGACGUCAUUAGUGCCAUUAACUGGUCGGUAAGGCCAAGCAACCCCGCCGCUCGAAAUGUCGGCUGCGCGAUUCCAACGUCGCCGGUGACCAUGACUCCGCCAAACUCUAUUGCCGUUUCCGCCAGCACUGCCACGUUCGGAGGCCUGUCUUUCAGCACUGGACCACGUAGCAGCAGCAGUUGCGGCUCAAACGGAGGCAGUAGUAAUAGCAUUUCCUCAUCCACGACCACCAGCAGCGCCGGCGCUGGCGCCAACACCGGCCACGUCAGCCCUUUAGGCUGUGCGGCCAGCACCUCCCAGGAGUCUUUGUCUGCGCUCCGCUGCGCGUCGUACCCUCCAACGCCACGACCGCCACCAACACCGUCCCCGGUUGCGGCAGCACUGCCUCUGUACACUGCCGAUGCCAUCGCUGCGGCCUCCUUCUCUGGAAUGUCUAACCUAGAAGGUAAGGAAGCACACAAAGAGGACGCGCGGCUGCACGCACACCUUGCCACUUUGGCUUCGGCAUUGGAGCAGCGGUGCUUUACCGCGGCGAGCUCCCGGGAAUCGCCCGAGGCCCAUGCGGUGUUGGAUAGCGAUGUGGACAGCAUCGCGGCAGUCCUGGCGGCUGCUCGGCGGCUGAUGCCAGGGAUCCUGGUGCCUGGUGGCGUCGCUACCGCAGUGGCCGGAACCAACGGAUCCACGGCAACGGCGACGACAGGACAUGGCCAUGCUGCCCGUGAAGAGAACGCAGGGCUAAAGGCCGAGGGCCUGCACAUCGGAAGCAGCGAUGACAAGGUUGCAUCGUAUCGCGGCGUGGGGUUGGGCCUUUACUUCAAAAUUUUACAUUGGCUGUUUUGGAUGAUGGUUUGGAUGAUGGUUUGCUCGGUGCCGUACCUUAUCACCAUCAACACCUCAAUCUUCACGGACUAUGCGCACCGGUACGACCACAAUUACGGCGUCAAGGUGUACGAUAGCUUUGAGCUGGCGUCCUUCACCUUCGCCGCCAUUGUUGACGACAAGAAAGACAAUGGCACAUUGCAGUACAUGAACACUGACAUUGCCGACGUGUGGAAGGGGCCCAUGCAGAAGGGUGUCUUCCUGACCUGGGUCUCGUUGCUGGACGCGGGAGCGACAGUCGUGCUGACGGUGGUGGUGGCGGUGCUGUUUUUGCUGGUACGGCGGUGGUUGGAGAAGGUGGACCGCAAAACGCGCGAAGUGGCCGACUACGCGGUCAUUGUCGGCGGACUGCCCCCGUAUGUUACCGCAACGGAGAUUGGGGAGCACUUUGAGCGCUUGUUUUCCAAGGACGCCAAGACGGAAAAGGUGAUGGAUGUGGUGCUCAUCCAUGGCUUCUCCACCGCAGUCAAGGCCUGCAAGGAAGUGCACCGCAACGAGCAGCUCAAGGGCUUCGUAGCUGGCAUGGAGGCCAAGAUGAACACCACAAACUCGCCGCCGCUGUCGCCUGCCCAAUCGGAGUUCGCUACCCCCAGCAAAGAUAGCCACAAUAUUCAGAAGCUCGCGCCGGGUUCGACGCCAUUAGCUGCACCGUCAUCGCCAGCUGUUGCCAGUGGCAACCGACCCAAGACCAUCCACCUCCACGCCGCGUCACCGCCUCCCCCUUCGCAAUCGACAGCCAUGACGCCGCCUGCCGCACCGUGUUCCAAUUCUUCCGUGGAUGACCCCGAGACGGGCGCACUAAAGGAGAGCUCCUCAAUGACACGUGAUAUGCGAACCGAAAUGAACAAGGCGAUGGCCAACAUUCGCGAGCAGGAGGAACUCAUCAUGUCGCAUAUCAGCGGCAAGAAGCUCCGGACAAAUGCGGCCUUCGUGACCUUCAACACGGAGCACAUGCGUGCCGAGGUGUGCAAGCAGAUGCCGUCGGGCUGGUGGGCCUCUCUGUUUAUGCGCCGAGAUCUGUGUCUCUCCCACGGCGGCCGGCUGUGGCGGCUGUGGGUGCGGCGUGCUGCGGCUCCGGAUGACUACCGCUUUGAGAACAUGUCGACCCGGGUCCGAACAAACAUGCUGAUCCAGGCGUUCACGGGCAUCAUUAUGUUUGCCAUCAUUAUCGUGUGUGCCGCGCUGAUCACCUGGCUCUCGGCCGCCUCGAACAAGGAGUCCCGGGUGAUCAAGUGGGACAUGGAGGAGCUGAUGGCAGCCAUAGGGAUCGGAAUGGCCAAGAUUAACGCCGGCGCGCUCCCAAGUGCGGGUCUCGAUAAGGCCUUAUACGGCACUUUUUGUUUAAGCAACAUGGGUACAUGCAUGGCCCACGUGGACGAGAUCUUCCCCGGCGCCAACAUGAACAUGACGUUUGGUCAAGAAUGGGCGUUUCCCAACGCCACCGCCCGGCUGCUGAACGAGCGACCCAUCCGGCAGGACCUGAUCAAAUGUUCCCAGGGCGUCUCCUGCUCAGCGUCGUACUGCCUGCCGUGCUAUUGCCUGGGUUUGAGCGCCGUGCCCACGGAAGACGCUACCCCCGAGUUUUUGACGCACGUUAAAGACACGUGCUCGGAAUACUGGCAGCCUCUGGACCUCAGGCGCCAGGGCAUCAUGAUUGCUAUUUCGGUUGUGAUUGCCGUCAUCAAUUCAUUCUUGACUUUCAUUCUGCGGCAGCUUAAGUUCCACGUGGAGAAGCACUGGACCACAACCGACACGGAGCUGAGCUAUGCAGUUUGGUCGUAUCUGGUCAAGCUGAUCAACUCGGUUGUCGUACUUCUCGUCGUCAACUGCUCCACCGUGGGGGACCUGCAGAAGAGGGCCCUGGAGCAUGAAUCCCGCUGGAUGCAGCGUCUGAUUCUGGACGGCCUGUUUGAUGACUUCACACCCGAGUGGUACGCCACGGUCGGUUUCUCAAUCAUGAUUCUGAUGAUGAUCAACGUGGCUGGCCCACUGAUCCGGUCAGCGUUGGAUAUUGUCUUCAAGCGUGCCCUGCACAUCCGCCUGGUGCAUAUCCACAUGGGCCGGCUGGCGGCGCCCGAGGACUACAACCUUGCCUUCCGCAACCGUCAGUUCACCCUGGAGGAACGCAUCUCUGAAACGCUUUUCAACGUCAGUCUGGCGCUGCUGUUUGGCAGCGGCAUGCCGCUGUGCUACCUCAUCGCCGCUGUCUACCUGAUAGUGACGUUGUGGUGGGACCGAGUCAACUUGCUGACGUGGCACCAGCCGGCGCAGCGCUACCAGAAGCACCUGCCUCGCGUCAUUGUGUACCUCCUGCCGAUCCUGUUGAUGGCCCACUGCGCCUUCGGACUGUGGAUGCAUACCUUCUUCAAGGCGGAGCUUAGCAGCAUGGACAUCACGGCUGCGGCUAAUGCGAGAUUGGUCAACUCGGGCAUCUCCUCCCUGACCCACAACGCCCUGGGUCGCCGCAUCACCCAGCCCAACGGCCUGGCGCUCCUAAUUUGGUUCCUGGUGCUGGGGGCAUGGAUGGUGGCGGGAAGGUGGAUUAUGUGGGCUGUCAUGAAGACGUUUGGCAAGAUGUGCGCCCGACUGUCAGCGACAUUGAAGCCAGCGGGGGCAUCGGACGAGGGCCCCGAAUCAGAUGUGACAUACGAGGAGGCGCUGUCAACUGUCAAGGUGGUUAACAGGCUUCGUGGGCCGCGCACCUACCGCAUUUCCCAUCUCUCCAACUACAAGCCCUUCCUCUCAACGGGCGGCGCGGGUCGCCUGUGGGGCAUGGUGCAGGGCGAGAAGCGCUUCACCCGACUGACCUCGUUCCGAGUACAUGUGGAAAUGGAAGUCCAUGACGGUCACCGGGUUCGGACUGAGGAGCGUGAGGUCGAGAUGUUUGAUGUUGCCGAGACUGCCAUUAAGAUGCUACCCAACGCUGCCGCAGCGCUGGCAGCCGCCAACGCCGCUGUAGCGGCGGCAGCGCGUGACGAUCUGCCGCUCACCCCACAAUUGCCACUGCCCCCGUCGCGGACGCCGCCGCUGUCAGCAGGGGAGUCCCCGUUGCCGCCGUCGGCUGGGGUGACAGGGUCCGCCGCGACCGAGCCCUCGUCGCCGUCGACAGACCCGGCCCUACUUGGCCUCGUGCCAUCAGCAGCUCUCCAGUCAGCUACGCUUCAGCAGGUUGCGACGCUGCAGGCCAACACUGGCGCGCUAGUCAAGCGCGUGUCUUUGCGGGCAAUGCCAGAGGGGCUGCUUAUCCCAAGCAAUGGUAGCGGCACUAACGGUCGUGGCAUGAUGGUUGUGGUGGCGCCGCCACCGCUGCCACCAUUUGAGUUGGACCUGCAGCCCGUUGUGGUCAGGACGCUGGCAAGUUUGCGGCUACUGCCGGUACGAGAGCGCGCCAACGGUGAGACCAUGGCCAUCACCGGCGCUGCUUCCGAGCCGGCCGUUAGGUUGCAACGGUCAUCGUCGAUGGGCUCGGCGUCGAGCAGCCAUGUGUCUGUCGUGACGACGCAGUCGGCGCCGGCGACACACCUGACAGCAUCCGGCGGCAGCGGUGGUGCCGACGGGGGCGCCAACCGCGAUGGCACCGCGAGCGAGAUCACGGAGGCUGGCAAGGACCCCACCGACGGCGGUGCGACGGAGGCGCCAAUUGUCGUACAAGCCGAGGCUGUUGUUCUUGCGGAGGCAGUGGUGACGGGAGUUUCCAAGUCCAUCAGCAAGCGCAAGUCGGCUGGUGGCGGUGGCGCCCUUCAGGGGCUGUCUUCCAAGGGGAAGUCCGCGGGCAAGGACUCGGGCCCACGGGCAAGGGCCACCUUCAAGUACAGGGCUGUGCCGCUGGAGCAGCUGUCGAAGCAGACGAAGGCGUCCUCGGUCGCCGAAUGCCUUGCACAUGUACCGCCCAUCCAGCGGCAGACGGGGCCGGGUUCGGGGGAGGUCGUGGUGGCAGCGUCUGUCGCCGCCGCCCCGGAGAACGUGCACCAGGUGGCAGCGGUGCCGGCAGCCGGCAAGGAGGCGUGA
Messenger RNA from Volvox carteri f. nagariensis, 7275 nucleotides. RefSeq lists its product as uncharacterized. The coding region runs from base 1 to 7275 and encodes 2424 amino acids. The record is from RefSeq and is a predicted model, not a curated record. The transcript has 30 exons. Gene Ontology annotation, molecular function: calcium-activated cation channel activity. Gene Ontology annotation, cellular component: plasma membrane. Lineage: Eukaryota; Viridiplantae; Chlorophyta; Chlorophyceae; Chlamydomonadales; Volvocaceae.